UGGUCUCCCAGCGGUAUAAACGAGGUCGAAAACAGAGGGCCAAUACCGCCGAAAGACGAGGGCCCGUCGAAAAUACAUUCUGGUAAGGAUCGUAAAGAUGCCCAUUCUCCCUAGUUUUCCAAUCUCGCUCUCAGUCAGGAGUCCUGUUCGCAGUUUCUACAGUCUCGCCCUCAGUCCGGAGCUCCGUUCGCAGUUCUACAGUACCCUUCUUCAGUUCCAGUUCCAUCAGGUUCGGAGGUAGUCGACGCUAUCAACGCUCCACGCAGCCAAAAUCCUCGACGCCUAUUCCAAGAUACGUCUUUGACUAUGGCGCCACGACGCACUAUUAAAAAGGGCGAAGCCGGAGAACAAGAGGCAAAGGAGCGUCUAGCUGGCUUCCAGAGCAAGCCCCUCGACGAUACGGUCCCAGUGUCGGACAGAACUACCUACAAGCGCGGCUACGCCAUGUGGCUCUUCAAGGAAUACGUUCGCGACGUCCUACACCGCGAGCCGGACGAUACCUGGUUAUCCCUUUGCAGCUCUUCACCAGUGGAGGUAGCCUUGGCUCAGGAUACAUGUCGUGCCUUUCUCCAGACCUAUGUCUCCGACUCUUCGGUCUCCCGGGUUGCGUUGGGAGACCAAGAAUCCGAGGAGGUCCGACAGGUUAAUCGAGUAUCAAGCGUCCUGACAGUCUGGAGAGCUCUUGUGCAGGAAGGAGACGAAGCAGUCCUUGCCCCCAAAAGAAGAGAGAACAGGCACGCCGCGAGGCAAUGGAGGCUCGUCAAUCCAAGUGGAAAACUGAUUUCAGGCCCCGUAUGGGAGGUUUCCAAUUGGAUUGUCCACGACCUUCCUUUGCUUACCGGUAUCUCUAACGAACUCAAGCGCCAAAAGCGGGCUGCGACUGCUCAGGAUAUAGUAGUCAUUAUGCAGGCUCUCCUAAAUCGACAUCGCGAUAUCCUCCACUCUACGGCACAACUUAGCGACUUCGCUAUGAUCGUGCUCUGUAUGGCUAUUGGCGGAUUCCGGACUAACUGUCCUAGAAACCUGAAGUAUGCAGACGUCAGGAUAGGACUCGCCAACGUUGGCGGGAAAACGAACGCGUUCGUACGAAUCCGAAUGCCAGAAAACAAACUGCGAGUGGCUUCCCUAAAGCCUGCGAGCCCGGGGCGCGAGUUUGCCGUGGCCAUUUUACCAUGCCGACUGGUAUGCCUUGCGAGUCACGUCAUUGGCCGCGCUCUAGCACGGCGUGCUUUCAGGGCCGGAUAUACGUCCUUUGAUCAAGUUUUGACCUGGCCCAACCUUCGAGGUUGCAAAGUCCUUUUCCUUCCUUGGGCACAAGGCCUGGGCGAUCUCCCAUUCGUCGAUAUCAGCGGGUCGCAGUUCUACAGGAUAUGGUAUCGCUGCUGCGAAGUCGCCGGCAUGGAGGAUCCUCCGAUCCCCUACUCUAUGCGUGUCGGUUCCGGGGGCAAAAUUAUUGGAAUUCUCGGCGAGUUGCUUGGGAAUUGGAUGCUUAUGCACAAAUCGAAUACUCACCAGGAGUAUUAUUUCCCGGAUUACGUGUCUCAGAAUCUAGCGCGUGUCACGCUGGGCGUGCUCGCGCCUCCUGAAGAUGCCCUUUUCUCCCUUCUGUCGGACUUAUCAUCCACGGCGGAUCCCUUUGCCCCAUGCCACCUGAGUGAAGAAGAGUUUAAAAAGCUUCUUGAGAGACGAGAUGUCCAAGCUCUUCAGGACCAUAAGACAGGACAGCGCAACCUAUUGGACCAGUUAUCCUACUUAGCUAUUCGAGAGAAGCGGGAGAAAUACUUUCGCAAUAUGGAAGAUGCACGGGCGCUGGGUGGCAAUAUCACCAUUACCGAGUCGCAGAUUUCGAACAGCGACGUCAUCGUUGAUGCAACCCCCGUUGAUGAAGAAGGCCGGGCUUCAUUUAUUGAGUUACUGGCUAGCUACUCCCGCCUUUUGAAGAGAAGCAAGAAGAAUGACCCUAACCGAAACGUUCCAGAUCUAUGUCCUCGGUCUAUCUGCGUUCUUUGCGAUCCGACUGGGAAGGCUUUAUCUUUCUCACAACAUUCGUCUCUCACCAGGCACUAUCGGAUCAUACAUUUACGGCAUGGUCACCUAGACGAAAUGCGCGAAUGCCCAGUUCCUGGCUGCGGCUUGGCUAUUGACGCGGGCGUAUCUCCGUUUUACUGUCACUUAGAACGCCAGCACGGCAAAUACUAUACGCCCGCUGCUCAUCGACACAUCGAACGUUCAAUCUGCGUCCUUUGCGAUCCGACUGGGCGUCGGUUGUCCUUUUCCCAGCGCCAGAAUUUGACAGCACACUUUAAGGCUGAUCAUCUACCCUUGGGACAUCUCGAUCAAGCUCGUCAAUGCCCAGUUCCUGCCUGCGGGUCAAAGAUUCAAGCUGGAAUACAACCAUUUUGCGAUCACUUGCAGCGCACGCAUGGGAAGCAUUACACGCCUCAUCUAUGCAACAAUGGGUUAAAGCAGCGUGAACAUCAUCGAUCGUAUAGGCGAGUUCAACCAACAUCCGAAUUUCAGAAAAAGAGCGCAGUUGCAAUUAGAGCAAAACGGAAAGCAGUUGAUGAUAUUGGGAGGCCCGACUUUGAUCUGCUCGAGCAAACGCUCCAGGACGAAAUCUUUGCUGUAGAUUCGGAUGAAGACCCGGUUGCGAAGAAACGAAAGCAAAACGUAGUUGCAGAUUAUUAAAGAGUUCUAAGUUGGGCAACAGUUGAUAUGUUUGACAGCAUCAGAAUCAUUCGGCUCGUUAAUGAAUUUGGAUAUAACCUAGGAGGAAAUUGCAGCGUAACUCAUUCCCUUCCGACCUUCGAUGCUAUGAUAUUUAUAAAUCAUCAUCGGAGAGUCGCUGAAACGCCUUCAUCUGCAAAUACAUGGCGUCACGAUAUUGUUCAUGAGAAGAACCCGUCUCCCGCGACGAGAUCGAUGAUGUACAAGCUGACUUAGCCUCCCCUCCAUUUAACGGGAGGACACUCGGUUCUAUUGGGGAACUUGCCAAAAAUCCAAUGCCAUGGCUUGCCUUCUCUUUCUUCAAGCGCUAUUCAUACACCGGCUCUCACCGCAAAUAUCUCCGAGUAUCGAUACCUCAUGAUAGUCAUCUACAUUAAUAGUCGCAUAGCCCAGGUCACAGUGUUCGC
Molecule: messenger RNA, 3134 nt
Organism: Eremomyces bilateralis CBS 781.70
Lineage: Eukaryota; Fungi; Ascomycota; Dothideomycetes; Eremomycetales; Eremomycetaceae
Exons: 3
Coding region: 307-2688 (793 amino acids)
Source: RefSeq, a predicted model, not a curated record